AUGUGGGAACUGCGAUCAGCCUCCUUCUGGAGGGCUAUAUUUGCUGAGUUCUUUGCCACCCUCUUCUAUGUCUUCUUUGGACUGGGGGCCUCACUGCGUUGGGCCCCUGGACCCCUGCAUGUCUUACAGGUGGCUCUGGCCUUUGGCCUGGCCCUGGCUACACUGGUGCAGGCUGUGGGCCACAUCAGUGGAGCCCAUGUCAACCCUGCAGUCACUUUCGCCUUCCUUGUGGGCUCCCAGAUGUCCCUGCUCCGUGCCAUCUGCUACGUGGUCGCCCAACUGCUGGGAGCCGUGGCUGGGGCCGCCGUGCUCUACAGUGUUACCCCCCCUGCCGUCCGAGGAAACCUAGCACUUAACACGUUGCACCCUGGGGUGAGUGUGGGCCAGGCCACCAUAGUGGAGAUCUUCCUGACGCUCCAGUUCGUGCUCUGCAUCUUCGCCACAUACGACGAGAGGCGGAAUGGCCGCCUGGGCUCUGUGGCCCUGGCCGUUGGCUUCUCCCUCACCCUGGGGCACCUCUUUGGGAUGUAUUAUACUGGUGCAGGCAUGAACCCUGCCCGCUCCUUUGCUCCUGCCAUUCUUACCAGAAACUUCACCAACCAUUGGGUGUACUGGGUGGGCCCGGUCAUUGGAGCAGGCCUGGGCAGUCUCCUUUAUGACUUUCUCCUCUUCCCCCGGCUCAAGAGUGUUUCUGAGAGACUGUCUAUUCUCAAGGGUGCCAGGCCCAGUGAGUCCAAUGGACAACCAGAGGUCACAGGGGAACCUGUUGAACUGAAGACCCAGGCCCUGUAAAAGCUCCAGCUGGAUAGAGGGAGUAGGAAGCUUCUGGGUUUACAUGGAGGGGCUGAGCCAGCCCCCAGAUGAAGAAAGAGACUGUGGGG
Messenger RNA from Budorcas taxicolor (takin), 881 nucleotides. RefSeq names its product major intrinsic protein of lens fiber (gene MIP). Gene Ontology annotation, cellular component: apical plasma membrane; plasma membrane. The coding region runs from base 1 to 792 and encodes 263 amino acids. Lineage: Eukaryota; Metazoa; Chordata; Mammalia; Artiodactyla; Bovidae. The transcript has 4 exons. Gene Ontology annotation, molecular function: water channel activity. Gene Ontology annotation, biological process: transmembrane transport. The record is from RefSeq and is a predicted model, not a curated record.